Messenger RNA from Synchiropus splendidus (mandarinfish), 6745 nucleotides. Its product is annotated as UPF0606 protein KIAA1549. The record is from RefSeq and is a predicted model, not a curated record. Lineage: Eukaryota; Metazoa; Chordata; Actinopteri; Syngnathiformes; Callionymidae. Bases 592 to 4764 code for a protein of 1390 amino acids. The transcript has 21 exons.
AUAUAAUUCGAAGAUUGAAAGGUGGCGCCAUUGCUUGCACUUCUCUCGGCCUCAGGGGGGCGCUGCAGCCGCUUCUCAAGCAAGUCUUCCAGAAUCUACAGAUGUCCUGAGGAGCACCUUAACGGUGAAUGUCUGGCUGGUUCGGAUUUCCACCCUCUGGACCGGGUUGGAUCGCGCUGACACGGACAAAAAAAAACUAAAAAAGGAGGGUUAUCGCUUGCAGCGAAGGUUUUCUGUGCGUGGGGGCGCCGGCUGUGGUUACGGAUGGUCGUGUUCUGGACAUGCCACUGACUGUGUGAAAAUAUCUGGACCGGCACCGCGAUGCCGCAACUGGAGCCGGUACGGACUUGUGCCCUGGGGGAUAUGUGGGUGUGAUGAAUGACCGUGGGCUGAGGGAGACUCUGCAGCGAGCCAUCGUCUUCCUCUUCCCCGUGAAGGGAGCGCGCAGCCCGGCUGCGGAGGACAGGCGUGCCGCCCCCGAACCGCAUCUCCAGGAUGGCAGGUCCUCCUGAGUCCGGCUCGCGUAGCUGUCCUGGAAGCAGUCUGUGUUUCCAGCUGGACAUCUAGGUCGGUAUCAGGUCCAGAACAGUGAUGGGUCCGGUGACGAUAGAGUGCAGCCACACCGUGACUGUGCUGUUGCCUUUCUUUGCGACGUUGGUUUCCACAGUGGCACCCAGUGCACCUGGUGCAGGUGUGCAAGACUUGAACAGAACAAGGACUCCAGCGAAUCCGUCAGCACUGGUCUCACUAUCGGACCCCCCUGUCAGAUCCCCCAGCCCAGCUGUAGACUCUGCUGCAGCAGAGAACCCAGACUCUGGUGCACAGGGCAUCCACCUCUUGUUGAGACCCCCAGAUCUCCUGUCCCCCAGUCUUCCACCGCCUCUACCACCUCUCAGCCUGCCCACCCUGACUCCCCAUCCCUCCUGGGAUCAGGGCCCGUCUCUGGAUGAGGCUUGGGGCUCUGGAGAUUACCUGGAGACUUUGUCUUUCAUGGUCCCAGACGUUGAUGACCUUACUCUGUCCACUCCUCUGCCCAGCCAUCCCUACGAUGAUGGUGACGACUGGGCUUCCUACGACAGUUCCUUUCCAGGACGUCCCACCCUCCCACUCUCGUCGCGGCUCCUUCUGUCGCCCACCCCAAGCAUCCCUCUACACACACGGCCAUCCCAACCAGACGUCUUCCCCACCUGGGAUGAAGACUACGACCUUGAAGACAUGCUGCCCCUUGAGCCAACAGAGGUGUUGUUGCCAGACAUGAACAGUCUGGAGUACUACACCAACCUGCUGGCCCGGGAGCGGGAGAAGGGACAUGACCACAUCAACUGGACCGGCUUCAAACCCUCCAUCUCACCUACAAUAACCCAAAACCGCACCACUACAAGUUCAGGACCUGCAAGAGGUCUUGAGCCACAACAGGAGGACACCACUUCCCCUUUCACCUUUCCACCGUCACCUCCUCCAGUUUCCACACCAGCCCAGCCAACCUUCAAAGAUCCAUCAACCCUUCCUCCAGUGAUGAAACCCAAAGAUCGGACCGUAGUCCCAGAUUUAUAUCCCCCUUCCAACACCACCAGCACAGUCCCUCCUCCACCACCACUUGCACCACCCACCCGCCCUGACAGACCGGAGAAACCGGUGGUAGUCACGGCGAAGCCAGCGAGGACCACACCAAAGACUACCACCACCACGACUCGUAGAACUAUCACCACCACUCGCUUCACAGCCAUCAGCCUGACCAGAGCCCCACCAGUCACCACAACCAGGGUGGUCCAGACCCCACCGACCCGGCAGUACCUGUGCAACAUCACUAAGCCUGAUUCGUACCUGGUCAGAGUUGGAGGUUCCAGAACGUCAUCGGCAGGUUUCAGUCAAGUCAGAGAUCUGCUGAGGAGAGAGUUCAACCGCUCAGUGGAGCUCCAGUUCCUCAGAACACCAUACAGCUUUGACUUUCGAGUGGUGUCGGGUCCACUGAUCUACACCACCAUAUCGGUCCUCAAUGCCCUCCGUCGACUUCCUCGAAUCCCCGGCCCCAUAUCCUCCUUGUCCCCGCUCUACACUGUGCCCGACCUGCGCUAUCAGAUCCACUCCGUCGUGCAGUUUGUACCAGCAUAUGUGGACAUCAGGGUCUGUAACUUCAGCGAGCAGGUGGAAAGAGGGCUGAUGAUGGCGUACAUGGAAAGUCGGCGGCGGUCACACGAGGUCGGCAAUGUCACAGUGCAGCUGUUGAACAUCACGUUUGCUGUUUCCACACCGGCACCAGGACAAAAGGUUCCUGUCGACAUUACGUUUGCUGUUCGUGAUGGACGGGGCUACCUCCUGGGGUCAGAGGUCAGCCAGCACUUGAGAAUGCUCAGCAUCGUCGAGUUCAGCUUCUAUAUUGGGUUUCCAGUGCAGCAGAUCGCAGAACCCGUCCACUACCCAGAGCUGAACACUUCUCAUCACCUACGCUUCACCUGGGUCCGCACUGUUCUGCUCGGAGUUCAGGAGCACAUGGUGGCUGAGAGAAGUUUCAAGGCACGUCUGGAGCGACGGCUCGCUCUGCUGCUGGAGGAAGGUCUGGCCUUGACCACCAGGAGGCGCUGGAGGAGAGCAACUGCAGUGGGCAACAACAGCCUGCAGGUGGUGCGUGUGACAAGGCUGUCCGGGCCAGAGCGCCCCCUGGAGGUGCUAUAUUUUGUGGAGGGACCAAGUGGGGAGAGAAUCUCAGCUGAAAUAAUGGCCAACACCCUCAACAGACUGGACCUUCAGAGAGCUGCCAUUGUUCUGGGACACCAAGUCCAGAGACCGCUAGCUCAAGCCGUGGAGACCGUGUCCGUCCCUCCGGCUGAGACGCCAAGCAGCAGCAUCUGGCUGAUCGUGGGCGUGGUUGUUCCUGUUCUCCUGGCUGUCUUCAUCAUCAUCAUCCUCUACUGGAAGCUGUGUGGCUCAGAAAAGCUUGAGUUCCAGCCAGACGCCAUCAACACCAUCCAGCAGAGACAGAAGCUCCAGGCUCCAAGCGUGAAAGGGUUCGACUUCGCCAAGCUUCACCUGGGGCAGCACAGCAAGGAUGACAUCAUGGUGAUCCAAGAACCCGGUGCGAUCCCUGCUCCCACUAAAGAAGCAACCCCAUCUGACGGAGGAGACCUGAACACCCCCAAAUCAAAGGGAUCGUCCACCAAAGGGGCUCGGUCAGGACGUCGCAGGGGCAGACUCAGCCCUUCAGACGGCGACUCAUUGGGCAGCGAUCAGUCCAGCGGUAGAGAGUCGGGUGAGGAGAGCACUCGGCCUGUGGCCACGCCCAGUGAAGGGAAGCAACAGAGGAGGACGCCCAAAAAUGGAAGGAGCAAACUGGCUGUCUCGGGCAGCGGCCCCGAUGAGUUGCUGUCGUCGUCUUCCAUCUUUGACCACGUGGACCGUCUGUCCCGCGGCUCCUCAGAUGGAAACCGCCGCCAGGCUAAUAAGGUGCAGCUGAUUGCGAUGCAGCCACGCCCGAGCCCACCCACUCAACCGGCCUCACAGCCGAGCCCCACCCUGACAGAGAAGGUUAACACAGAGGUGGCGCUGCGUCACAAAUCUGAGAUGGAAAACCAGAGGAACAAGCUGCGGCAGCGUGCUAAGAGGCGGGGUCAGUGCGAGUUCCCGUCAAUGGACGACAUCAUGGAUGCGUUUGGGGACGGCCCGGUGCAGAGCGAGGUGGCCCAGCGCCUCUACAGCUCUGCUCAUGACCACAUGGACUGCAUCCUUAAAGGGGACACGCCCUCCCCACCCACGCCCACCGACUCCAGAAAGAGCAGGGGGAGGCGCUCUCCCAGGGGGAGGCGGCCUCCGCCAGGACCUGGAAGCCUCCCUGACACAGAUAGAGAUCGGCUGCUAACUGACCAGAGCGCCACCUACAGGAAAUAUCCGGGUUUAAACAAUGUGGCUUACAUGUCAGAUCCUGACCUGCCCCCUGACCACGGCAGCCCCUCCCCGACAGAUGAAGUCUUUGACUCAGCUCCGCCCCCGCCUCCCUACAUGCCCCCCCAGCCGUCCAUCGAGGAAGCCCGACAGCAGAUGCACUCCCUCCUGGAUGAUGCCUUCGCUCUGGUGUCGCCAUCGUCGCAGGGCAGCGCCGGGGUGAGCGGGGUAAGCCCUGCUUUACCCAGUCCCUCUCCCAUGCCCCGCCCGCCGGGCAGGCAGUGGAGCUCAUACCCAGCAGCCCCCUCCCACAGUCCCUUCUCUGCAAGAUAUGCCGAGCUGGGGAUGUCGCCCACGUCGGUGCAGGGUCUGCUGACCCGGCAGGGCCUAAAUUCAGGAGGUUACAUUGCUACAUCAGAUCAGCUGCAGGAGCCUGUUUACUCCAACAGAGGGCAGUACGAGGACCCGCCUUCUUCCUCAAGACCACGGCCUGUUGGGGGCAGCACAGGUGCUCAGCUCCACCACCUGACCCAGGUGGGCUUGUCCAGCCAGAUUGGUGCGUAUCCAGGGGUUGGUCGGAGCAUGUCAGGCCCGACAGGCUCUAGCUGGAACCAGCAGCACUCAGACCAAGACCUGUCCAGAUCUGGCGCCAGCAGAGAGAGUGUGCUGUCAUUUCCGGAGUUCUCAUCCUCGGCGGUAUUCCAGAUGCCCAGUUCUUCUUUGCGAGACCCGUCUGCACCGCCGCUCCUCCUGACCUCCCCCACUCCAGAGUAUCUGCCGGACGACGCCUCACCGUCAGCUCAUACCUCCGCCUCCCUCAUCAAAGCGAUCAGGGAGGAGUUGCGGCGGCUGGCCCAGAAGCAGGCCGCCAUCACCAGCUACCCCUAGGACGGGCUCCGCCCCGGGGAGGAACUGGACAGAAACUGAUUUGCACUCUGGACUCCAACGAGCCCAUAACUUCCAACCAUGCUCCAUGGAUGACCUCCGGUACUUUACAGGGUCCAGUGUCUCGACCAUCUUGAUGCACUUUGGGACAAAAGUGCUUCGAUCACCUUCAAUCACAAACCUGUAGGUGCCCUGAGUCGGUCCAUCAGGAAUGUUUGAGCGUUGGAAUCCAGGACAUUCCUCAAGCUCUGGAGUCGAUGGGCCCACAACCUGCGGAACAGAUCAUCCGUCUGGACUCUCAUAAUUGUAGAUUGUCCAUCCAAAAUCUUAGACAGUGGUGCUAACAUCAGGCUCGUACAUCUUACUUUGUCGCCACAUUGCCUUCCACAGUCUUGUCGCACCCGUAGAUGUGUCUUAGCUCAUCCACCAUUUCAGUAUGGCCUGUGCACAGUUGGAGGUGGAACAUACUAUAGAUAUAUAUAUAUAUAUAUAUUUCAGUAUAAAUAUAUAUGAAUACAUAGCUAUAAGAUACAUAUGAUAUAUGUAAAGAGAUAGAAUACUGAUGAGCACAAUAUUAAUGUCAGAGUUAUUAUCAAAGUAUUGAGAUGUUUUUUAUUGGUUUAUUUUGAUCAGAAAAAGACAGAGCUAUUGUUCCCUUUUGUGUUUGAGCUCGCUGUAUUUGGAGCAAAUGGUUAAUUUGUGAGUGUUAUUGUUGUUUGGCAUAGCUGCUCGCUGGCGUGUUCAUGUACAUGUAGUGGCAACUAAAAAGAAAUUGAAGCUGACUCAUUGCUUUGCUAAGAAGCUCAUCACUGAUCUGUUGCAUCCAUCUGUUGGUGAGCAGAACUACGUCAGGAGAGCGGGGAUGUUUGUCCACACGGGCUGAAUCUGCUUCACUUCAGCAGGAGAACAAACAAUUCUAAAUAUGUGUUUCUGACCCUUUAAUAUUCACUCUCUUGCAGUGUUGUUUCAGUACCUGCACCAUUGUUGGGUUUUCACAACAUCAUCUGAAGAAGUUUCUAGGAAACGUAUUUUUAAAUUUGUUUCUUGCUUGGUUUUCUCUUGCAAAAUUUUUGACCACGGACAUAGUUCUGUAUGAUCUAUCACUCCUACUACAACUAAAGUGAAGUGUUUCGACUCCUGAAGUUGUGUGUCAGCUUGCGCUUUGUUGUCUCGUAUCACCUGACAUUUGCCUAUUUGACAUGCCUGGAGCAUUAUGCCUUGCAAAGUUGACACAAGGUUGGGUCCCCUAACUUUGCCAACAUCUGACUCAUAAAUGAACAUUCUAUGUUUUUUACUGUUUGGAUUUUUGCUAGAUUGUGUCUUGAAUUAUGUUGUGCCUGGUUUUCAGUUGCUAUUUAAGUUGCUAAGUUGCAUAUUUAGCUCCAAAAUCCAGAUGGAAAUUGCCUCUAAUGUUUUGCAACCGGAAGUCCGCUACAGUGUCUGCCGGUGGGACGGGACGGCUGGUUAUAUUGCAGCGCCUCGAAGACAGCACAUCUCCUGACUAGUUCUGUCAAGCGUCAUGAGCAUGUUCCGUUGCACUGGAUGCUUCAGCUGCACGUGGUGUUAAUGUUAGCAUGCUGCUAAAAUGUUCUAUAGUGUUGAAAAUUCGCUGUUCCAUAAUACCAUCAAUCAACAACAACAACAAAAAAAUAAACAUGAUUUUCAUAUUUUUGACCUGAAUAAAUGCAGUUGACGUUUUAAGAGAAAGAAGAGUGAAUGUUUUAGGCGAUGCGGUGAUCUGCCUGACAGUAGGACAGCAGAAAUAAUGCAACCCCCUCACAUGGUGCUUAUUCAACGACUGACAGAGGAUCUCCUAAUUUUUUGAUCCACUCUCAAAUAAAUGUGUCAUGUUGCUUUAACAUCAUGUUGGAACUUUUAUUAACAGACUGAAACCCAUGUACACCUCACUGGUUUUCUUUACAUCUCAAUUUGCUUCUUGUGCUUCCAACUCUGCUUCCAGUCUUCGCUAUGUCAUCAUUAAACA